Messenger RNA from Chara braunii, 1378 nucleotides. The record is from the annotation of a GenBank genome assembly. NCBI's taxonomy places the organism in Eukaryota, Viridiplantae, Streptophyta, Charophyceae, Charales, Characeae.
GCGUAGCAUCUCACAGAUUGCUUCUGACAGCGACUGUGUCCUUGUGACGGCUCUUCCUAUUUCUCCUGUUGGUGCACCAGUUGCGCGGCUCCUGCUGCUACCGACUGUACUGGGAAGUGCCAGCUACGGGUCUGCUACAGCUACAUACGGCGUUCCUGCAGCUACCGGUGGGUUUGCUGCAGCCUGCAGCUACCGGUCGGUUGGCUGCAGCUUCCAGUCUGCUAGUGGUAGCUGGCUCCAGCUGCUAGCUUGCAUUGUCUGUACAGCCGAAGCAAAGGCUGGUAGCAGCAGCAUCUACUGAGUGCUGACGGGAGAGACCGAGGACAAUGGGGUCGAGACAGAGGAAAAUGGGGUCGUCGGCCAGGCUUUUCCUAGCAGCGGCCAUCGCCGUCGUGGCCAUGGCUGGCUUCCUCGUCGGCGGAGCGAGGGGUUUCAGCAUGUGUAAUCAUCUUCUGGGGGCUCAGGGACCGUGGAUAAAUGCUCACGCUACCUUCUACGACAAUGGCGGUCGUGGUGGAGCUUGCGGCUAUGGCAGUCUCGGCAGCCAGCUGUUCUCGAACCGAUUUGCUGCAGGCUCGCCGGCUGUCUAUUUAGGAGGAUUGACGUGCGGAAUGUGCGUGGAGGUCAAGUGCGUUGGGAGCCGAGCCUGCAAAGCCGGCAGCGUCCGGGUCACCAUCACCGACUUGUGUCCUCCUGGCGCCCCCAACACACAAUGGUGCGGUGGAGGGAAGCGUCACCUGGACCUCGCCAAGGGAGCUUUCCCGGUGAUUGCCAAUCCGGGGGCUGGGCACGUUCCUAUCCAAUUCCGCACUGUGCCUUGCGCACCAUACAAGGUCCUGACGCUGAAUCUGAGAGGCCACCAGUGGUGGCUGGAGGUCACAGCGGUGGGGAUUCCUGGGAGUGGAAGGAUUUUGAGGGUGGAGGUUGCUGGAAACGGCAGCCCUUGGAGGGUCAUGAAGCGCGCAUAUGGAGCUGCUUGGGCCACUGCAGGCUCUACUCUGCGAUCACCUAUAUCGGUCCGUAUUUCCAUAUUUGGAAACCUCUGUAAGCUGACUGCCAGGGACUGCAUCAAGGGACCCAUCUACAAUGGAAGAAAGGUUACGUGCGGAUACUCCGUCGGGUACUGAGGGCCCAACACCCCCCGCUUUCCCCUCCCCCCCCACUGACAACAGCACCACAGCUUGCUUUUCCUUCUUGCUGGUGGUUGCUGCUUCUUCUUUAUUUCUUUUAGCUUUUUGUGUGCACUUGUGAAUGCCACACAUCCUAGCCCUGCCGAAGUGUGUCGCUUCCGCAUAUUGAGGAAUGGGAUAAGCUGGUGCUGCGAUGGAAUGCUCAGAUGGGCAGACCAGUCUUCACUCCCAAGCGCGUAUCGUCACAG